Molecule: messenger RNA, 4564 nt
Organism: Mesocricetus auratus (golden hamster)
Lineage: Eukaryota; Metazoa; Chordata; Mammalia; Rodentia; Cricetidae
Gene: Pax9
Product: paired box 9
Exons: 5
Coding region: 688-1716 (342 amino acids)
Biological process (GO): regulation of transcription by RNA polymerase II; anatomical structure development
Molecular function (GO): RNA polymerase II cis-regulatory region sequence-specific DNA binding; DNA-binding transcription factor activity, RNA polymerase II-specific
Source: RefSeq, a predicted model, not a curated record
CCGGGAAGUAGAGAGCCGGCGCUGAGCGCUCAUCGGACCCUCCAGCCUCCAGCACCAGCUUCUCGCGACCGUCCAGCCCGAGCGCCCCGGGAGCAUCUUCCUAGCUCUUGCCCGCCCUUGGUCAGCCUUACCUGCCACAGAGGAGGAAAGGGUCUCGGUGUGCGUGGUUCGUCGGGGCCGAAGCAAGGCCGAACAGCCAGGAAGCAACGUCCGGGAGUCCUCGGGCUCCACUUGAGGUCCCUUGCAGCUUCUAGCUGCGCUGGUGCAUCUGUAGCGUCGCCGGCGAGCCAAGGCCAGCAGUCACCCAGGUGCGGAGCCGGCCUGAAACAGACAGCGGAAGGAGUUUCCCCGAACUGAGCUGUCACUCACCGGCCGGCACCAAUUACAACGCAGAGUGCCCGCGGGUCCACCUCUUUUGGGGUGUGUCACAAGUGAGUGAUAGAUUGAGCCGCCCGGCCUUGCUCAGCCCAGCCCACGUUGCUGCUUAGAUUGAAAUGCAGAACUCAAGCCUCUUUCUGCCCGGCACAGACUUCCUUUUACUCUUUCCUUUGGCACUCUCGUCGCCUCCUCCCGGGGAGAAGCCGAGGCAGUCGCGUCUUGGAGCAGCGACAGGUCGGCCUAGUGAGAUCAGGAGAAAAGUUUCCGGGAGUGCGGAACUGGGGCCGGGUUGGUGUACUGCUCGGAGCAAUGGAGCCAGCCUUUGGGGAGGUGAACCAGCUGGGAGGAGUGUUCGUGAACGGAAGGCCGCUGCCCAACGCCAUUCGACUUCGCAUCGUGGAAUUAGCCCAACUGGGCAUCCGACCUUGUGACAUCAGCCGCCAGCUACGGGUCUCACACGGCUGCGUCAGCAAGAUCCUGGCGCGCUACAACGAGACCGGCUCGAUUUUGCCCGGAGCCAUCGGAGGCAGCAAACCCCGGGUCACCACUCCUACAGUGGUGAAACACAUCCGGACUUACAAGCAGAGGGACCCGGGCAUCUUCGCUUGGGAGAUCCGGGACCGCCUUCUGGCGGACGGCGUGUGCGACAAGUACAACGUGCCUUCGGUGAGUUCCAUCAGCCGGAUUCUGCGCAACAAGAUCGGCAACUUGGCCCAGCAGGCUCAUUACGACUCGUACAAGCAGCACCAGCCUGCGCCACAGCCCGCGCUGCCCUACAACCACAUCUACUCGUACCCCAGUCCCAUCGCUGCGGCGGCUGCUAAGGUGCCUACACCACCCGGGGUGCCGGCCAUCCCCGGCUCCGUGGCCAUGCCGCGCACCUGGCCCUCGUCUCACUCUGUCACCGACAUCCUGGGCAUCCGCUCCAUCACCGACCAAGGAGUGAGCGACAGCUCCCCCUACCACAGCCCCAAGGUGGAGGAGUGGAGCAGCCUGGGCCGCAACAACUUCGCGGCCGCCGCCCCGCACGCAGUGAACGGACUGGAGAAGGGGGCCUUGGAGCAGGAGGCCAAGUACGGCCAGGCACCAAACGGUCUCCCAGCUGUGAGCAGUUUUGUAUCAGCAUCCAGCAUGGCCCCUUACCCCACUCCAGCUCAAGUGUCACCCUACAUGACCUACAGUGCUGCCCCUUCUGGUUAUGUGGCUGGGCAUGGGUGGCAACAUGCUGGCAGCACCCCACUGUCCCCCCACAACUGUGACAUUCCCGCAUCGCUGGCUUUCAAGGGAAUGCAGGCAGCCAGAGAAGGUAGCCAUUCCGUCACAGCUUCUGCACUCUGAUGGGAACUUCCGUUUCCAGCAGCUUCACUUUGGUCUCCUCUCUCAGCGCAUCCUCCCCCUUCUCACACCCCAGUGGUCCAGCCCGCCUGCCUCAAGAGCUGGCUUUAUGGAUUCAUAAUCUCUAUGCUGAUGACACUUAAAUAUUUCUUGUCGUAACGUCUUUGUUUUUUUUGCAGAAAUUUGGCAUGACUAUAGGAUUUAAAAACAAAAGCAACUCUAGAGAUUGAAUGAGGCAUUUGUGUUGCCCACACACUGUUUUAACAUAGUGAAGAAAUCUCUACCCCUCAAAGGGCUUAUGGGACUUUGAAGACCUAUCUUUGGUAAAACCACACAUGUAUAUUUAUUCUAAAUCAACCUGAACUUUUGAAAUGUGCAAUUGUUGAUAUUUUGCAAAAUCAAUAAAGGAAAACAGAUAUACCCUUUAAUCAAAUAAUGUGACCAGAUAAGCCUUAAUUCACCAUUAGGAAACCAAUCAAUAACUGACUUGUGUGAUCUUUUGCUUAUUUUUAAGAGGACAUAUUUUGUUGAAAAAUAUAUAUAGAACCCAAGCAAGAUAGGAAAUUUCCUCCUUUUGGUGUUUUGACUUGGUUCUUAAUACAAUAAUGUUUAUAUUUCUAUUAGCUUGUAAAUAUGGACUGUGAUGAUGCUUUUUUGUCUUCAUUCUAUGGGAUACCCCUCCUCCAACACUACCACCUCUAUUUUUUUUUCUUUUACCGAAAAGGUGACUUUCUGGCAAUGUGUUUUUCUCUAUUUGGUGGUGGGUCACUUGGGCUCUUGGACCUGGACUUGCCCCCAAAUUGUGUGUGUGUGUGUGCAGUGACGGUUUGCAUCUCACGAAGGAUACUUUCUUUCUACAGCAGAUGACUCAAAACAAGCCACUUUCCUAUUUGUAUCCCAGUCAAAGAACACACAUGCCAAGCAUAGGGCAACAAGAGGCUGUAACAUACCUACCUGUACCACAAGGCUCUGAGGGAAAUCACCUAGACACAAGUCUAAUGUGAAAUAUUUCUUUUGCAGAGACACUUAAAAUGAACUUUACGUGAUAAAAAAACCACUGUGAAACGAAAUUGUACUGUUACUGUUGGCUUACCUGUGUGUUUAGAAAUCUCAGCCCCAAAAUAUCUUGUAACUUAAAAGGAAAUGGAGAAUUCUUCUCUAAUGAAUGUAACAAUGACUUGCUGUGAAGUUUACAUUGUGUACUGAAUCAUGUCUCACAUUUAGGUCAAUUGGUGUUGUUAUUAGAAAUACAAAUGCUAUUUAAAUUUUAGCAAAUUCCCUCUAUUCAUUUACAGAAUUACAGAACAGAGAUUAACUGCUAAACCUUUCUAGACCGAUUUGCUUAUCACUUUAAUGUUAUGAAUAGAGUUUUGGGGAUAUGCAUAUAUGUGUGUGACCCUGUGAUUAUAUAUCUUACUUUAGAUUAAUUCAUUUUCCUUGGCAAGAGUCUACAGUUUGCAUUCCUUCUGCUUAGGAGGUUCCUCUUGCUUGGCAAAAUAGGGUUAAAAGUAACCUAUAGGGUUAAAAGAACAUUGGCAAAGUUCAUCUGUUGAGAUGUUACUGUACUGUGGAGUGUCUUGGCAUUAAUUUCAUUCAAUAACUAAACAGGUACCUCCCUAGAUGUGGAUAUUAAAGAUGCCGGUUUGUUGGCAGAUUUGGUUUCUCUGCAAUUGUGCUAUGCACAGCUGACAGAGCAACCCAGUCCUGCUCUGCAGGUUUCAUCGCCUCUUCUAAAGUUCAGAUGGCUACAUCAGCUAGUCUUUGAGUUCUUAAGAUAUAAACCGUAAGCAGAUUUUUGACACAGUUAUGUUCAAGGAACUGCUUUUUUUCAAACAGCAGAUGUCUUAUAGAGAGCUUCACACUGCAUUUCUUUGUAAAGCAACCGACAUUCAUUGCUACAAACAGGAUUAUAACUUCAGGAGAAGAAAAGCAGAAGGAGCCAAUGAACUCUCAGGGCCAUAGUAUUCCUUUGAUCUUGUAAAACUCCCGGUUGAGGUUGACGUCUGGAGUUUCCAGUGUGGUGAGAAGAUAGACUAUAACCGAAUGGCACAAAGAUCUAACUCAAUAUUCUGGUGGAGACUUGCAAAGCAUACAAUAGAGGAACUUGCCUGCCAUCCAGAAAAAUUGACUUAAGGUACAGAAUUAUUCUUUAUCUAAUGUUUUUAGGUGGUUAUUAGGGGUGUUGAAAAAUAUCAAUUGUUUGUAUGGAAACAACUAAUAAUGUUAUUUUCCUUAUCUAAAUUAAGAAAUCUUAUUGUUAUUUAUAUUUCCCUGUAUUUUAAGAAAUUAAUAUUAAUGGCAUCAAAGUUUUCUUUUCCACUUUCACUUCUCUUCCCAGGUCUUUCAUUAAUAGCAGUAAAUCCACACGGAGCAAUUUUUAAGACAACAGAAAGCCUAAAUAGAGUUGGCUAUUCAUGACCGCUUAUGAUUGGAAGCCACUUAAAAACUAACAGCAGGAAAACAGUCAAGCCAGGACUGCUUGAUCUUUAAACCGCUGCUGUUGGUCAAAGCUAAGGCUCUCUCGACUCUCACAGGGUAAAGACUUCUAACUGAUACAGGCAUUCUUCACAGUCCCCUCUGCUCCCCGUGCUGUGCCUUGGGCCCUCUCUCAUGGGAUGCCAGUGUGUGUUACCUUCAAGGGCAGAAAGCAAUCACAUGACACGAAAACAUCCUGCUCCUGGCUUUCUGUUUUUAAUGACUCACAAAUUGAAUAUUGGGCUGAAAUACAAAUGAAAAAAAGCAUGUUGGAAAAGAUGUACAAGAGAAGGCGAUGUAUGUAUAUACAGUAUGCCAAAAGCCUUUUAUUUUUAUACUUCAAAUGCUCUAAAUUAAUAAAUACAAAUAAUUACCA